AUGGGUGUUGUCAAGCUUGAUGCCAAGGACCUGGGCUUGGUGGGGAGAAAGAAAACUAGAGGAGAGGACAAGAUGAUGGAUAUUGUUCUGGAUGAAUUUGCAUUGAUCAUCACGUCAGAUGAAGCACAUUUUCACUUGAAUGGCUAUGUAACAAGUAAAAUUGCCGAUAUUGGGCAACUGGUGACCAGAGAGAAUUGCACAAGCUGUCUUCGCACAGACAAAAAGGACUGA
Nezara viridula (southern green stink bug) is the source of this 231-nucleotide messenger RNA. The record is from the annotation of a GenBank genome assembly. Lineage: Eukaryota; Metazoa; Arthropoda; Insecta; Hemiptera; Pentatomidae.